AUGUUCCUAGAGCGCCUGCCUUCCUCUAUUCAAACUGUUCUGGCUACUGGGUCAGACGAUUGCGAUGUUGCGAAACUCGCUACCAUGGCUGAUAAGAUGACGGAGGUUGAACGUUCCUCCUCCGUGUCUAUGGCUCACGUAUCACAGCCUGUUGCUGUCCUCGGCUCGGAUUUAUCUGACCUCAAGGCACAGGUAGCUCAAAUGGUAGCGACUAUCGCCACUAUGCUGUACUCGCACCCGCACUACAGCCUAUCACCCGGCUGCCAACGGAAUGGUGGAACGCUUCCACCGGACCUUGAAAUCCUCCCUCCGCGCCGCAUUCGAUCCGGAGAACUGGACAGAUCAUCUUCCCCUGGUCCUGUUGGGCACACAUGUUAA
Messenger RNA from Dibothriocephalus latus, 378 nucleotides. The record is from the annotation of a GenBank genome assembly. NCBI's taxonomy places the organism in Eukaryota, Metazoa, Platyhelminthes, Cestoda, Diphyllobothriidea, Diphyllobothriidae.